Melampsora larici-populina 98AG31 is the source of this 669-nucleotide messenger RNA. RefSeq lists its product as uncharacterized. The record is from RefSeq and is a predicted model, not a curated record. Lineage: Eukaryota; Fungi; Basidiomycota; Pucciniomycetes; Pucciniales; Melampsoraceae. The transcript has a single exon. The coding region runs from base 1 to 669 and encodes 222 amino acids.
AUGGUGAUCUCUAAUACUCAACCUUCAACUCCUUCUAUCCAAUCACCACCACAUUAUCAUGAGAUUUCUAAUUUAAAUUCAUUCAAUCCAUCAUCAAACUCUUACUUUCCAAUCUUACCUUCUUCAUCAUCUCCACCACCACCUCCACCACCUCCACCACUUAUACGUAGAUUCACUUCACCUGAUUUGUUACCUACUUUAAAACAUUCUUUAAUCAAACCUCAUCAGCAAUUCACUUCAUUCGUUUCUCGUUUCUCUUCUGUAUUAAAAAAACCUACUUUACCUCUUCUUAAUCCUCCGACUCAUCGACCUAAAAAACUUCAAAAACCUCGUCCUAAAAAUCAUCCUCAUCCUUCAAAUAAACAUAAAAAUUUAAAUUAUCAACCUAUUACCUUACAACCAUGGUUUAAUGAUUCAGAUUCAGAUUCAGAUUUUGAUAAUGAUGAAGAAGAUGAUUUGAAUGUUAAAGCAGUAGAAAGUAAAUCUCCAAUUCGUACAAUCGUCAAACGUACACCUGUUCAUUUCUUUACGGGUGAUUCAACGGUCAUUGAGAUUCAAACUUUUUGGUCAGAUGGUACUCAAAUCAUUUCUAAACCUCAAAUCGGAUCUCAUUCUAUUUUACGUAGACCAGAAUAUUGGAUGGGUUGGCCUUCACGACGUCAAUCAUGA